AAUAAAAAAAAAAUUCAAAAUAGAAAUAUCUGGCUGCGGAUUGCUUGUAAUUCUUGCGUAAGUUACUCUACGUUUUCAAACUCCUUUAUUUUUUACUUUCUCUGGAAAGCAGUAACUCAGCCAGCUUGUAUUCAUGUCGGCCAAAGUGUACCAACUACAGAAGGAUGCCUUUGGCAAUGCCGACCAAACCAUUCCUACCAAACCUGUCGACAACUUACGUAUAGUAUGUAUGUCGGAUACUCAUGGUACAACUAAAUUCAACUUCCAAGUGCCAGACGGAGACAUCCUUGUCCACGCAGGCGAUAUAACUCGAAUCUCAAAUUUGCAAGAGUUCUCUAAUUUUAUAAACUGGAUGAGUUCAUUACCGCAUUCGGUUAAAAUUGUUAUUGCCGGGAACCAUGAUACAGUCCUGGAUCCAGACUUUCGUUAUUUGGAGGAAAGGCGAAAAAUUCUGGAUGGAUUCCGGCAACAUGACAUAAUAUAUCUUCAAAAUACUGGCUAUAGGCUACCAGAGUCAUUAGGAGGCUACUUGAUUUAUGGAAGCCCAUAUGCCCCCUUCCAUAUUGGCGGGGCGUUCAUGCCGUAUGACUUGUCAGAUGUGUGGAAAACAGUGCCGUUUGACACUGAUAUCUUGGUAACCCACACACCUCCAUACGGGAUACAAGAUACCACGCGACGUGGCCAAAAUGUAGGAUGCGAACACUUAUUAAAGAAAAUCAAGGAAAUCAAACCAAAAGUCUGUAUAUUUGGUCAUAUUCAUGAGGCAUACGGAGUACAUAAAGAGGACGGCACUGUUUACAUCAACGCGUGUACAUCUAACUCCAGAUACAAAGCUACACAGCUCCCGGUCGUCGUGGACCUGCCCAAGUUUCGGGAUUAGAGUACAUAACGCCUAUGUCAAUACCCUAAAU
Molecule: messenger RNA, 911 nt
Organism: Umbelopsis ramanniana AG
Lineage: Eukaryota; Fungi; Mucoromycota; Umbelopsidomycetes; Umbelopsidales; Umbelopsidaceae
Exons: 5
Coding region: 134-880 (248 amino acids)
Molecular function (GO): hydrolase activity
Source: RefSeq, a predicted model, not a curated record